Molecule: messenger RNA, 3351 nt
Organism: Eptesicus fuscus (big brown bat)
Lineage: Eukaryota; Metazoa; Chordata; Mammalia; Chiroptera; Vespertilionidae
Gene: BCL11A
Product: BCL11 transcription factor A
Exons: 5
Coding region: 234-2555 (773 amino acids)
Biological process (GO): negative regulation of dendrite development; regulation of transcription by RNA polymerase II
Cellular component (GO): nucleus
Molecular function (GO): RNA polymerase II cis-regulatory region sequence-specific DNA binding; DNA-binding transcription factor activity
Source: RefSeq, a predicted model, not a curated record
CUCUCUCUUUUUUUUUGCUUAAAAAAAAAAAAAAAGCCAUGACGGCUCUCCCACAAUUCAUCUUCCCUGCGCCAUCUUUGUAUUAUUUCUAAUUUAUUUUGGAUGUCAAAAGGCACUGAUGAAGAUAUUUUCUCUGGAGUCUCCUUUCUAACCCGGCUCUCCCGAUGUGAACCGAGCCGUCGUCCGCCCGCCGCCGCCGCCGCCGCCGCCGCCCGCCCGCCCCGCAGCCCACCAUGUCUCGCCGCAAGCAAGGCAAACCCCAGCACUUAAGCAAACGGGAAUUCUCGCCCGAACCUCUUGAAGCCAUUCUUACAGAUGAUGAACCUGACCACGGCCCUCUGGGAGCUCCGGAAGGGGACCAUGACCUCCUCACGUGUGGGCAGUGCCAGAUGAACUUCCCAUUGGGGGACAUUCUUAUUUUUAUCGAGCACAAACGGAAACAAUGCAAUGGCAGCCUCUGCUUAGAAAAAGCUGUGGAUAAGCCACCUUCCCCUUCACCAAUCGAGAUGAAAAAAGCAUCCAAUCCUGUGGAGGUUGGCAUCCAGGUCACGCCAGAGGAUGACGAUUGUUUAUCAACGUCAUCUAGAGGAAUUUGCCCCAAACAGGAACACAUCGCAGAUAAACUUCUGCACUGGAGGGGCCUCUCCUCCCCGCGUUCUGCACACGGAGCUCUGAUCCCCACGCCCGGGAUGAGUGCAGAAUAUGGCCCGCAGGGUAUUUGUAAAGAUGAGCCCAGCAGCUACACAUGUACAACUUGCAAACAGCCAUUCACCAGUGCAUGGUUUCUCUUGCAACACGCACAGAACACUCAUGGAUUAAGAAUCUACUUAGAAAGCGAACACGGAAGUCCCCUGACCCCGCGGGUUGGUAUCCCUUCAGGACUAGGUGCAGAAUGUCCUUCCCAGCCACCUCUCCAUGGGAUCCAUAUUGCAGACAAUAACCCCUUUAACCUGCUAAGAAUACCAGGAUCAGUAUCCAGAGAGGCUUCCGGCCUGGCAGAAGGGCGCUUUCCACCCACUCCCCCCCUGUUUAGUCCACCACCGAGACAUCACUUGGACCCCCACCGCAUAGAGCGCCUGGGGGCGGAAGAGAUGGCCCUGGCCACCCAUCACCCGAGUGCCUUUGACAGGGUGCUGCGGUUGAACCCACUGGCUAUGGAGCCUCCCGCCAUGGAUUUCUCUAGGAGACUUAGAGAGCUGGCAGGGAACACGUCUAGCCCACCGCUGUCCCCAGGCCGGCCCAGCCCUAUGCAAAGGUUACUGCAACCAUUCCAGCCAGGUAGCAAGCCGCCCUUCCUGGCGACGCCCCCCCUCCCUCCUCUGCAGUCUGCCCCUCCUCCCUCCCAGCCCCCGGUCAAGUCCAAGUCAUGCGAGUUCUGCGGCAAGACGUUCAAAUUUCAGAGCAACCUGGUGGUGCACCGACGCAGCCACACGGGCGAGAAGCCCUACAAGUGCAACCUGUGCGACCACGCGUGCACGCAGGCCAGCAAGCUGAAGCGCCACAUGAAGACGCACAUGCACAAGUCGUCCCCCAUGACGGUCAAGUCCGACGACGGCCUCUCCACCGCCAGCUCCCCGGAACCUGGCACCAGCGACCUGGUGGGCAGUGCUAGCAGCGCGCUCAAGUCCGUGGUGGCCAAGUUCAAGAGCGAGAACGACCCCAGCCUGAUCCCGGAGAACGGGGACGAGGAGGAAGAGGAGGACGACGAGGAAGAGGAAGAAGAGGAGGAAGAGGAGGAGGAGGAGCUGACCGAGAGCGAGAGGGUGGACUACGGCUUCGGGCUGAGCCUGGAGGCGGCGCGCCACCACGAGAACAGCUCGCGGGGCGCCGUGGUGGGCGUGGGCGACGAGGGCCGCGCCCUGCCCGACGUCAUGCAGGGCAUGGUGCUCAGCUCCAUGCAGCACUUCAGCGAGGCCUUCCACCAGGUCCUGGGCGAGAAGCAUAAGCGCGGCCACCUGGCCGAGGCCGAGGGCCACAGGGACACUUGUGACGAAGACUCGGUGGCCGGCGAGUCGGACCGCAUAGACGAUGGCACUGUUAACGGCCGCGGCUGCUCCCCGGGCGAGUCGGCCUCCGGGGGCCUGUCCAAAAAGCUGCUGCUGGGCAGCCCCAGCUCGCUGAGCCCCUUCUCCAAGCGCAUCAAGCUCGAGAAGGAGUUCGACCUGCCCCCGGCCGCGAUGCCCAACACGGAGAACGUGUAUUCGCAGUGGCUCGCGGGCUACGCGGCCUCCAGGCAGCUCAAAGAUCCCUUCCUUAGCUUCGGGGACUCCAGACAAUCGCCUUUCGCCUCCUCGUCUGAGCACUCCUCGGAGAACGGGAGCUUGCGCUUCUCCACGCCACCCGGGGAGCUGGACGGAGGGAUCUCGGGGCGCAGCGGCACGGGAAGUGGAGGGAGCACGCCCCAUAUUAGUGGUCCGGGCCCGGGCAGGCCCAGCUCAAAAGAGGGCAGACGCAGCGACACUUGUUCUUCACACACCCCCAUUCGGCGUAGUGUCCAGAGAGCUCAAGAUGUGUGGCAGUUUUCGGAUGGAAGCUCGAGAGCCCUUAAGUUCUGAGAAAAUUUGAAGCCCCCAGGGGCGGGGUGGACGCGUGCCGCCCGGCAGCAUCUGCGUGGUCUGUCAUCCUGCUAGUUUGUGGUGUUUUCUGACAGUAGCCUCCAAGAAGCCGUGUGCGAAGACAGAGUCCUGCAGAGGCCUUCCCGCCUGGGCCUGCAGCACCAUUUUAUUUAUAUUUUUUAAUAAAAAGUAAAAACAAAAAAACAGACCCACCUUGGAAUAGUGAAUCAGUCCCAUAGAGAGGGCCCGCGGACCAGCACUGCCCCGAGUGACGUCCUGGCCCCUUUGAAACCAGCCAACCUAAUUACCCAUAUUGUGGAAAUGAGCAUGAGUCCCCGACCCCUUGUUUCUAUACAUUCUAUGUUGUCUUUUAAAAAGUGUGCUUAACAUUGACACAAUAAAUGUUGGAGCUUUAGGUGGUGUUUUCUUGUUCUUUAAUUAUCAAUGUUUAUAAGACAAUGCAGCUGCUUAUAACUUUGUAUUUCUGUACCCAUUUCCUGCAGACACCCAUUGGGUGGGUAGGAAGGACAGAUUUGAGGAAUGGGUAAGGAGGCGUACGAGGGGAAAUAGGUUACUGCAUAUUGGAUGGCAUAAAUUUUCAAGGAGAAGCAACCUGCAAAACUUGGGAAUAAAUCAUAGCGAUAUCAUAAUUAAUGUAGUAGUAGUAUUGCUGUUUAUUAAUGCUGAAGUGUGGUUUUCCUAACUGUCUGACUUAUAAUUUGCAUACCAUUAAAUAAUGCAUAAUAUGGCACGCUGAAUUCUGUUUUUCAAAUAUAUGCUUUUGGUGGCUACCAUG